AUGGCCCCAGUGAGAAAGGGCCUAGAGGCUCAGCGGGGAAUGGGCCCAGAGUGGAUGGACGUAGUGCGAAAUUGGUGCAGUGCGGACGCUCCCGCUCCAUCGCACACGCUCCAGAAACGGUAUCUAGCGUGGAUAUUAAAUAUAGGUAAUCAUGCCAAGAAAGAUGUAAAAGAAAUUAUUGAAAAAUCUUUACCAAUAACCUACAACUACGUGAACUUUUCCAACAUAGCGGCGCGUACAUUACGAAAGUCGCUGAAGGCGAACCUGAGGGAAGAGGCGAGCAAGCGCGACCAGUCCGCCAUUCGAUACUUCUACUGGGCAGGCGGGGAACAACUGCGACGUGAACCCGUGCAAAGAUUAUGACAAGGCUGAUAUUCGAAACGACCUACCUCCGCUUUUGGGAGCAGUCUUUUCGUCUUGUAAUUUGCAAUUAUCUGCAAAGAUUUCAAUAUGUUUAUUACAAAAUUAUGUAUGUUAUUCGGACUGAUCCGGAGUUGCAACUACCUACGUUUUUAUUUCCAUCAAUUUACGGCCAGGUUCAAUAAUCAACCUCCAGUAAAAGCGGAAGGGAAAAAGCCUGAACCCUCGGAGAAAGCCAAAACCUAAGUACAUAGGCCGUUAAUAUGAUAAUUAAUAAAUGAAGUUUAUAAAGUAAGGCGACUUUUCAUGUAGAGAAAAUGUGGUUUCCCGAUAGAAAAUCACCGUUCCGGGUGUGUGAAGCAACAAAUUGCAAUUAUGUUUUCGUAAUUUUACAGUCACACAAAAAUGUAAACAAAUCCUAAAACCUUACUUCAACGUCACUUAAAGUACAUAGGUACUUGUGGCCCGCCCUCGCUUCGCUUCGGUGUAGAACUGUAGUGUAGACUAUAGUUUUUGUUCUCAGGCGUGUAUUGUACACAAUGAAUUUAUUUAUUUAUUUCUUUUUCUAUGAUUCUUUUUUUAUUGAAUAACAAUAAUGUUAACUUUUUUAAAUUAGGGAUGAGUGAGAGUAUUAUAAACGUAAGAGUAAACAAAUAUAAUCAGAAUGCUCCGAAAUGCUAAGCUAUCAGGUGUUACACGUGUUAUUGUGAGUCAACCAUAAAAGAUAGACAUAUGCUCUUGCGGGAUAUUUUUUUAGACAAUUUUAUGUAAAAUAUUUCCGUCAUACAUGAUUUCUAUGUAACUUUAACCAUUAAGACUGCACACGCGACGGAAGCUUAAAAAAUGGAGUAACUUCUCCCGUUUUCCCAACAUUUCCCUUCACUACUCUGCUCCUUUUGAUUGCAGCGUGAUAAAAAGUAUACUAUAACCUGCCCAGGAGUAUGAAGAAUAAUUGUACCAAGUUUCGUUAAAAUCCGUCGAGUAGUUUUUGUUUCUAUAAGGAACAUACAUACAGACAGACAGACAAAAAUUUUACUGAUUGCAUUUUUGGCAUCAGUAUCGAUCACUAAUCACCCCCUGAUAGUUAUUUUGAAAAUAUAUUUCAUGUACAGAAUUAACCUCUCUACAGAUUUAUUAUAAGUAUAGAUUAUAAAAAACAAAAAAAAACGAAGUUGGUGAAGUCGUUUUCAAGUUAAGGCGUGGAGACUGUGUUACCAUAAAGCUAUUUCGCCUUUUCCCCAAAUGUUACACGGAAUACCCCUAAAAUACAGGUUUUUAAAGAAAAAGCCCCCCAACAAGAAAAUUAUUUAUUAAAAAUACAAUAUUUACUACAUAAUAUGUAUUUCUGCACUAAUUACGAUUUAGCAGAGCAAAGAUGAUAGAUAGUGUCGAAUCGAUUUGCAGUUUAAGCGAACGACCAUUAACGACUGACUGACUUGCUUGUCUCGACAUGGACUUCACUGAGCGAGACGGGUUGGACCGACGAUUUUUUUUAUGUGGGCUUUGGACUUAGAGGUCCGAAUCCGGAAUCCAUGAUUCAACAACAACAACACAACAACAAUCUAUCUUUGUUAUGCUCUAUACAAAAUGAGAAAGAGAGACUAUUGAUCGACUAUUGAUCGACUGUUCGCGAUUUUACAGAUCAAAAGUUUAUGAAGUGGUUUUAUUUUUAAGUAAAUAAUGUAAUUAAAACCCCCCAUUUCCCCCAAACCCAAAUUUUAUUUUAUAAUUAGUCCCUCCAAAAUAUUUUCCACCCAAAGCUUUAAAAACCCCCUUUGGGGGGAAUCCCCCCAAUCUGGCAACAGUGCGUGGAGAUCUAGGAUUCAUUUUAGCAAACAGGAAACCUUAUCCUUUCGCCAUGUCCGAUUUUUUUUUACUUUUAUACAAUGCAUAAAAGCCUUUUUUUAAAUAAAAACAAAUGUGAAUUCUUUAAGAUAUUUUUAUUUAUAUGUAGUACAAAAUUCACUUAAAUCUAUUUAAUUUUUUUCGAAUGUUUUCUCACUAAAGCUAUUAUUAGCGCCAGUUUGAUAAAAACUUUGAAGAUUGUACCUAGAGUAGACGGUAUUUACUAUAAUUAUUUUAGUAAAAAAUAAACAAUAGUAUUAAGCCUCUUAAUGUGUAUUUCGUUUGAGAUACAUUUCUUACUGCUCUAAAAUGCCCCAUAUACGGUACGAUUGAUCUUUACGAUAUGUCGUUUCAGACCGAUCGAAACGACGGAUGGAUUGUGUAUGUCAAGCUAGCUAACUAUUUACUUUAUCGGAGAUCUCAAAAAUAUCGCAACAAAAAUCUCUGCAAUCAUGAAUAACGUUACGAUGAAUCUAAAGUGUAUAGCUCUUUACCAUCAACGAUUCAAUUUAGUCUAAUUCUGACGCUAGCUGCUGCACAUAACUUGGCUAGUGCGUUAAUAUUUACACGCGAAUACUGAAUCAAAGAUACUGUCAUGGAAGGAAAGGUAGUAAGGUAAUUGUUCGGGGCACGUAUGAUAUUAUUACAGCACGUCUGUAACCUUCCGUUUUAAACAAGGUCAUAAUGAUUGUUCGUUACGACCAUAUCGUUUCGUGUAUGAAGUGGAAUUUUGCAAGGAUCGAUUGUUACGACUUCCGUCAGAUUGAUAGAAACAACGGAUCGUACUGUAUAUGGGGCCCUUUAACCUCUUGAAAGGAAAAACGUUAUAUUGAGCAAGAUCGACCCGCAAUAAGAAAUUAGCUAGUUAUAUUAUUUGUAUGAUGACGUAAUACAAGCUAGGAUACAAAACACCUGAUGAAUAGGACAUAAUAUAAUAAAAAGACUCAGUAUAACCUUCAUCUGGAUUAAAAAAAUCAUUUAAGAAAUAUACAGAAUUAAAUAUAUACAACAAUAAUAAUAAUAUCACUAGACAUAUAUAUUACAUCCAUAAAUAAUACCAUCAUCAGGAGAUUUCACAGUUUACUAUAAUAACAAUUUUCAAAUCUGUUUUUUUUAUAUUAAGUGUUAGUAUGAGAAUUAAUUAUAUAACACAUUGAAUGUCGCUAACUUGGAAUUAUAUACUAUACUUUAUUUAUUAAGAUUUAACAGUUUUCUAUAAUCACAAUUUUCAAGUCUGUUUUUUUUAUAAAUAGUAAGUAUGAGAAUUACUUAUAUAACACAUUGGACGUCGCUAACUUGGAAUUAUACAAUAUAUUAUAUUAAUUAAUGGGAUUAAUGGGCCGUAUGACAUUUUAGUCGCUGCAGAAUUCAGAUCUAGGAUGCCUUUAGAUUUUCCUAGUCGUGCGGCAAAAAACUUGCAUACAAAAAAUUGAAUUGGGUUUAGACUAUGUCCGCCAUUCAGGCUAUUUGCCAAAGUUCAAAAGCAAGUGCCUUUGUUUGUCUUAUUAAUGUUUGAAAAUGUAAACAGCUGCUUGUUUCACUGUGAGCUUAUAAAGCCGACAGAUCUGGAAUUAAUAGUUAUUCAGCUAUUACCAUUAUUUUAAUUAAUAUUUAAUAAUAUUUUACUUUAUCGAAGUUUUCAAUUUAUAUACAUUAAUGGUUUAUAAUAUUAUAUUGAUCCUUUUAUAUUAAACAGGCUCGAUGUUUACCAAAUAUGCGACAACUAAUGAUUUUUAAACUUUGAAAUAUAAAUAUAAAGUACUACAAAUAUUAGAUAAUAAUAAUAGGUACAUCAUUAUUUAUAAUUUGCAAACUUAAUUGCAUCUUAAAAUUAAACAACAUUAUCUGAUACAAUAUCAAUUUUGAGCAGAUUUAAGGAUAAAGUUUAAAAUAAAUUUAAAAAUCUUUUGCUUAUAUUUACAAUUUUCAUAGUUAAUUGAUAAGAAAUUUAAUAUUUUUUUAGAUACGUAAAUACGUGCAAAUGCACCACAGAGCUAAAACAAAGUUGUGUAGCUUUGCGCUUCCAAAUAUGUUUGCGUUUUGGAAUAAAUUAAUUUUGUUAAGUUAACCAUUGAGGCUCACAACGAAAUAGUGUUUUUAGCAACCAUUUUUUAGCACUCUCAACAAAACGGUUUCGUUCUUACUCAAACUUAGCAAAAAACGACCCAUUAAGUUUUAUAACUGAUAUAACAUAGUUAUAUAACACCAAGCGUUGUGUAGUUUUGCUCUAAUCAUGUUACAAACUUCUUUCAUAAUACAUAUUUAAGUGGAAUUUCUGUGGCUGUAUAUUUUUAAAGACACCCACAAUUCUAUUCAACCCCAAGUUACGGAGUGCCAAAUAAUUAAGAUAAUGCAGAUACGAAGAAAUAAAGCCACUUCUUUUUAUUCUCUCGUGAAUCGAAGCGAAUGUUAGCAGCUCCGUAAUCGUAUCGCUACGUCAAUGUUUCAAAGAAAACUAAACCCUAUCAGAUUUAAGAACAGACUAGCUUUUUCCAUACAAAAUUUGACGAUGACGAUAAGAUUACGGAGCUGUCAAAAUUCGUGCUUCGGCCUCAGUAUUCACAUUAUUUUUACAAAUUUCAUAAACUUCAAUAAUAUCAGCAUAUCUGACUUAACGAAUGACAGCCUUCUUAGGUACUUAUGUAAAGAAACUGUUUUUUUUUUUACUAAAGUGUGAAUAAUUUACACUUAAAUAUCUAAAUUCACAUUGAUUGUUUUGACACUUAAUAAUACGUACAUAUCAGUCCGGGAACGGCGAAAGAUGUGGUCUAGGGCGCUUCCGCUUCUGUUUUGACUA
Messenger RNA from Chilo suppressalis (striped riceborer), 5002 nucleotides. Lineage: Eukaryota; Metazoa; Arthropoda; Insecta; Lepidoptera; Crambidae. The record is from the annotation of a GenBank genome assembly.